AUGAAGGGCUUAAGUUCAUACGAUUUGAAGGCUAUUUCAACUACAUUUGCUAAUCUCAACAAUUUUGUUUUUGUUCUGGAAUCAUUCAAUCUCACAUCAGGCGCCAGAUCUGACAGAGCAGGAGGAACGAUCUCAAUCUUAACAAUUAGGGUUUCAUCAACAAUUGGAGUUAUCUCUUGCGCUCAGGCUUGGAACACAAAAGCAUGGCUUAGUAAGUCAAAGUGCGGGUCAUCAAAUCGCAACAACGCCGAUAUCAAUGACAGGUCAUCUCGACACACCGGUGGAUCUAUGGGUUUCGAUGAGCAUCGUGAAAACUGGAGAAGGACAUAUGGUCGGGAACCUACUUGGAAAGAACUCUUCCUACAAACCCACCUCACCAAAGAAUGCAAAGAAAAGUUAAGGAAAGGUGAGAUUAGCAUAUAUGACAUGAAGAAUUUGAAAUUUUGUACAAACCAAUCCAAAGAAGUAUAUGGGGGGUACUUGGAGGCGAUGCAUGAUAUUCACGGGUCGGACCUCACUGAUUGUCCUGAUGACCCUGAGGUGUGGGCUCGUGUGCAGGCAGGAGGUCAUAGGACCACCCGGGUAUUUGGGGUAGGAUCUUCAGAUCUACAUUACAUGGUGAGUGGGACAUCAUCAUCUUCUAGUGGGUGUGCGCCAUCAUCAUCUGUUGAGUACCAACGAUCCAUAGAAGAGGCUCAAGCAAUGCGAACACAACUGGCAAAGCUUGAAGCUCGCCUCGAGGUUGAGACGAAGGAGAGGGAAGAUCUUAGAGUUCAUCUUGAAAGUGAGAGUAAAGCGAGAGAAGACCUCCAACAACACAUGGAAAGAGAAUUACAAAACUUUAUGAAGAAUUGGCAUCCUCCUAAUAAUUAGUUAGCAUUUGCUUAUCUUUUUAGACAUAUACGCACGUUAAACGUUUGUUAGUUUUGUGGUUUAGAAACACUAGAAAUGGCGUAAUGUACUGUUUUCGUUUUCGAGUACGGUGAUUUUAAAACAGGUUUAUUAAUA
Helianthus annuus (common sunflower) is the source of this 1008-nucleotide messenger RNA. RefSeq lists its product as uncharacterized. The record is from RefSeq and is a predicted model, not a curated record. The coding region runs from base 1 to 873 and encodes 290 amino acids. Lineage: Eukaryota; Viridiplantae; Streptophyta; Magnoliopsida; Asterales; Asteraceae. The transcript is spliced from 6 exons.